AGCCUGGGGGGAGAUGCUGCAAGGCGUGUCUGGGCUGUGCUCAUGUGAUGAAGGGAGGGAAAAACAAGGAGGGGGGAGGAGGCUACGAGGUGGCUUUUUUUUUUUUCUUUUAAGGAGUUUGCCACGAGCGCGUCCCCUUCAUUCUCAGUCCGGGUGCGUUCUCAGCAGGAUUGCAGAGAGCCGGCGCUCCUCACCCUUAGUCCCCGUGGUCCUGGGCGCACAUCUCCUCACCCCUCUGCGUCUCCGUGGUCCCAGGAAGGCGGCUAGCCGGCGGGAGUAGGAGAGCCACUGAGCCAUGGGCGCAGGCAGUUCCACCGAGCAGCGGAGCCCCGAGCAGCCGGCGGGGAGCGACACGCCGAGCGAGCUGGAGCUCAGUGGCCACGGGCCCGCAGCGGAAGCAUCGGGAGCUACGGGAGACCCCGCCGACGCGGACCCUGCUACCAAGCUCCCCCCACAGAAGAACGGUCAGCUGUCCAGUGUCAAUGGCGUAGCUGAACAAGGAGAUGUCAACAUCAAAGAGGAAAACCAGGAUGGGCAAGAGGAAGAAGUCAUUGUUGAAGAUGUUGGACAGAGAGAGUCAGAAGAUGUGAAAGAAAAAGACAGAGCGAAAGAAAUGGCGGCCAACUCCACAGUUGUGGAAGACAUCACAAAGGAUAAGCAGGAGGAAACACCAGAAACAAUCGAACGGAUCCCUGCUUCAGAAAGCAAUGUGGAAGAAAUGGCACAGCCUGCCGAGUCCCAGGCUAACGAUGUCGGCUUCAAGAAGGUAUUUAAAUUUGUUGGUUUUAAAUUCACGGUGAAGAAGGAUAAAAAUGAGAAGUCGGAUACUGUCCAGCUACUCACUGUCAAAAAGGAUGAAGGCGAAGGGGCAGAAGCCUCCGUUGGAGCUGGAGACCACCAGGAGCCCGGUGUGGAGACCGCCGGAGAGUCGGCAUCCAAAGAGAGUGAGCUGAAGCAAUCCACGGAGAAGCAAGAAGGUACCCUGAAGCAAGCACAGAGCAGCACAGAAAUUCCCCUUCAAGCCGAAUCUGGUCAAGCGACUGAGGAAGAAGCAGCCAACGAAGAAGGAGAAGAAAAGCGAGAGAAAGAACCUACCAAGUCCCUAGAAUCUCCAACCAGCCCCGUCAGCAGUGAGACAACAUCUUCCUUCAAGAAAUUCUUCACUCACGGCUGGGCCGGCUGGCGCAAGAAGACCAGCUUCAAGAAACCAAAGGAGGAUGAUCUGGAAACUUCUGACAAGAGAAAGGAGCAAGAGGCCGAGAAAGUAGACAAGGAAGAGAGGGAAAAGACGGAGCCAGCCCCGGCCUCGGCCUCGGAACAGCAGGAGCCUGAAGAAGGCACUGACCAGGCCAGGCUGUCAGCAGACUACGAGAAGGUGGAGUUGCCUUUGGAAGACCAAGUCAGUGACCUGGAGGCAUUGUCAGAGGAGAAGUGUGCUCCUUUGGCAACGGAAGUGUUUGACGAGAAGACGGAAGCCCAACAAGAAGUUGUUGCAGAGGUCCAUGUGAGCACCGUGGAGAAGACGACAGAGGAGCAAGGAGGAGGAGGAGAAGUUGAAGGGGUCGUGGUGGUGGAAGCAAUGGGAGAAUCCUUGCCCCCUGAGAAACUGGCUGGGACCCAGGAGGUCCCCCAGGAAGCUGAGCCUGUGGAGGACCUGAUGAAGAGCAAAGAAGUGUGUGUCUCUGGAGGUGACCAUACUCAGCUGACAGAUCUGAGUCCCGAUGAGAAGAUGCCGCCUAAACACCCCGAAGGCAUUGUCAGUGAGGUGGAGAUGCUGUCCUCUCAGGAGAGAAUCAAGGUACAGGGAAGUCCCUUGAAGAAACUCUUCAGUAGCUCGGGCUUAAAGAAGCUUUCCGGGAAGAAGCAGAAGGGGAAACGAGGAGGCGGGGGAGACGAAGAGCCAGGAGAAUACCAACACAUUCCAACCGAGUCCCCAGAGAGUGCCGACGAACAGAAAGGAGAGAGCUCUGCGUCUUCCCCUGAAGAGCCUGAGGAGAUCACAUGUCUGGAGAAAGGGCCUUCGGAAGCACCUCAGGAAGGGGAAGUUGAGGAAGGAGCUACUUCUGACGGAGAGAAGAAAAGGGAAGGAGGGAUCACCCCCUGGGCAUCCUUCAAAAAGAUGGUGACACCCAAGAAACGGGUCCGAAGACCUUCUGAGAGCGACAAGGAAGAAGAGCUGGACAAGGUCAAGAGCGCCACCUUGUCCUCUACGGAGAGUACAAUGUCGGAGAUGCAAGACGAGGUCAAGGCGGUUGGCGAGGAGCAAAAGCCAGAGGAACCAAGGCGCAGGGUGGAUACUUCAGUGUCCUGGGAGGCCUUGAUUUGUGUCGGAUCGUCCAAGAAGAGAGCAAGGAAGGCAUCCUCUUCAGAUGAUGAAGGAGGGCCAAGAACACUGGGAGGGGAUGGUCACAGAGCCGAGGAGGCUAGCAAAGACAAAGAAGCUGGAGCAGACGCUGUUCCUGCCAGCACCCAGGAACAAGACCAAGGGCAAGGAAGUUCCUCGCCCGAGCCAGCUGGAAGCCCUUCUGAAGGGGAGGGUGUCUCCACGUGGGAGUCAUUUAAAAGAUUAGUCACUCCAAGAAAGAAAUCCAAAUCCAAACUGGAAGAGAAAACUGAAGACUCCGGCGUAGAGCAGCUGGCUGCCGAGGUCGAACCCAGUAAAGAGGAAUCUUGGGUCUCCAUUAAGAAAUUCAUUCCCGGACGCCGGAAGAAAAGGGCAGAUGGGAAGCAAGAGCAAGCCGCUGUCGAAGACUCGGGGCCAACGGAAGUCAAUGAAGACGACCCUGAUGUCCCAGCCGUUGUGCCUCUGUCUGAGUAUGACGCGGUGGAAAGGGAGAAGAUGGAAGCUCAGCGAGCACAGGAGAAUGUGGAGUUACCCCAUCUGCAGGGGGCUGUGUAUGUGUCUGAGGAACUCAGUAAGACUCUGGUUCACACUGUGAGUGUCACAGUCAUUGACGGGACCAGGGCAGUGACUAGCGCCGAAGAGCGGUCUCCUUCGUGGAUAUCUGCUUCCGUGACAGAACCUCUUGAACACGCAGGGGGAGAAGCCAUACCACCUGUUGAAGAGGCCACUGAAAAAGACAUCAUUGCAGGAGAAACUCCUGUGCUCACCCAGAGUUUACCAGAGGGCAAAGAUGCCCAUGACGACAUAGUCGUCACCAGUGAGGUGGAUUUCACCUCAGAAGCAGUGACAGCCGCAGAAACCGCAGAGGCGCUUCGUGCUGAAGAAGUUACUGAAGCAUCAGGGGCAGAAGAGACCACAGACAUGGUGUCGGCAGUUUCCCAGCUGACCGACUCCCCAGACACCACAGAGGAAGCCACCCCGGUUCAGGAGGUAGAGGGUGGCAUGCUAGAUACAGAAGAACAGGAGCGCCAGAUGCAGGCCAUCCUCCAAGCCGUUGCAGAUAAGGUGAAAGAGGAGUCCCAGGUGCCUGCAACCCAUACUGUGCAGAGAGCAGGACCAAAAGCACUGGAGAAGGUGGAGGAAGUAGAAGAGGACUCCGAGGUGCUGGCUACGGAGAAAGAGAAAGAUGUUGCGCUGAAAGGACCCGAACAGGAAGCCGAAGCUGAGCAUUCGGCACAAGGCUCAGAGACGGUACAGGCUACCCCAGAGAGCCUCGAAGUUUCUGAAGUCACAGUGGGUAUAGACUGUGUCACCACAUGCCAGCCUGUCAAGCUCCAGCAGCUGAUGGAACAGGGCGUGGCCCCAGAGUCAUCUGAAACCUUGACAGACAGUGAGACAGAUGGAAGUACUCCCCUAGCAGAUUCAGACACUGCAGAUGGGGCACAGCAAGACGAGACCGUUGACAGCCAGGACUGUAAAGCCAUUGCAGCUGUCAGGCAGUCACAGGUCGCAGAAGAAGAGGCAGUUCCUGCUCAGAAGGAGGGGCCUUCAACACCACCUAAACUUCCAGCCCAAGAAGAACCCGAGGAAAAAACAGGAAGAGAUGUUCUAGAACCUUCACAGCAAGAGCUUGCUGCCGGGGCAGUGCCCAUUCUGGCCAAGACUGAGGUGGGUCAAGAAGGUGAGGCUGGCCAGUGUGAUGGAGAAAAAGUCAAAGAUGGACUAUGUGUUCAAGAACAGGAGGUGUCUGUACACACUGGACCCAACAGUCAAAAGAUUGCUGACGUGACACCUGACGGUGACACAACGGAAGUGGUCAGAUGUCAGGAAAAGGAGAGUACUGAAGAGCAGAGUCUUAGCCUGGACAAGGAGAGAGAUAUGGGAACCGACUUUGAAAAGGAGAAAAUGGAGACAAAGCCAGAGCAAGUGAGUGAAGAACAUGAACAGGAAACAGCCACUCCUGAGCCGGAAAGAGCCCACCUGAAGCCAGUCCUGACAGUUGACAUGCUCAACUCAGAGAGAGGAAAGGAACUGGGCAGCCUUGAAGAAAGCCCUUCGCUCCCAGACCAAGACAAAGCAGGUUGCAUAGAGUUUCAAGUUCAAAGCUCAGACACAUCAGUCACUCAAACAGCCGAAGCUGUGAAAAAGGUCAUAGAAACUGUCGCAAUUUCAGAGACAGAUGAAAGUCUGGAGUGUGUAGGUGCACACUUACUACCAGCCGAGAAGUCUUCCGAAACGGGUGGCCACUGGACUCUUCAGCAUGGAGAGGACACUGUGCCCCUGGGGCCUGAGUCUCAGGCAGAGUCCAUCCCAAUAAUAGUAACUCCUGCUCCUGAAAGCACCCUACGUUCUGACCUGCAAGGAGAAAUAAGUGCAUCCCAGAAACAGAGAUCAGAUGAAGAUGACAAGCCAGAUGUUGUUCCGGAUGCUGACGGCAAGGAAAGUACAGCAAAAGAGAAAGCCCUCAAGGCUGAACCUGAGAUCUUGGAACUUGAGAGUAAGAGCAGUAAGAUUGUCCAGAACGUCAUCCAGACAGCCAUGGACCAGUUCGCAUGUACAGAAACGGCCCCUGAAACUGAUGCUUCUGAUUCACAGAUAGAGGUUCCUGUGACGCAGGCGGACAGACAGGAAGCUCAACAGAUGCUGGACAAAGAUGAAAGCUGCGGUCAAGUCUCUGUCCAAGAUGAGACACUCAGUGCCGUAGCCCAGGAAGGACUUGCAAUUUCUCAUAGUUCCAAGGGCUUGAGCAAGGCUUCAGAAACCAAUAUGCUUGCAGUUGAAAGUGCCGGUGUCAAAGAAAGUGUGGAGCAGCUGCCUCCUCAAUCCAAAGAUCAAAAAGAGUAUGCUGCUGAUGGCCCCCAGCACCAAAGCUUAGCCCAGGCAGAGGCGGACGCCUCUGGAAAUCUAACCAAAGAGUCCCCAGACACCAACGGACCAAAGCUAACUGAGGAGGGAGAUGCCCCGGAAGUAGAGGUCCAGGAAGAAGAAAUGAACAAGGCCCAGGCAGAAGAGGACCUACAGGAGCCAAAGGGAGACCUGGCAGAAUCCUAAGACAUUAGUUGCUCAUUGUAUAUUUGAAGACCAGAAUGUGAAGAAGACAAGUCACGGAACAAGACGCUGCUGUUGGGACCUUAAGACCAAGAUUUCAGAGCCCUUGAGAUGCAGAGAGCAGGGCCGUCCAAUGAUUUCAACCCUGUAGAGCACCCUGACAAUCCUGAGGCUUCAUCGGGAGCUAGAGCCAGCUAACAUUUCCUCGUUUCAAGACUGCCUUUGAUUUACCCCUUGAUGCCGUGUAGUUCAGAUUUAAGGUCCUGCGUUCUCAACCUGGAACCCGUGUCGGCAAGACCUAGUUCUACUUUUCAAACUGGAGCAUCCUCCUUUAUGUAUUUAUAUGUCUGUUUUAUGUAGUCCUCCUCCGGUUCCUAUUGUAUAUUUUUUUUUCUAAUGUUUAAGCACAUGCCUUUUGUAUUAUGCAAUAUAUAAUGGGUGUGCAGCCCUAGCGAAGCCUUGAGAAGCCCUAAGCCUCAACUGUAACCUGCAGCAAACAGAGAAAUAACAUUCCUGGCAGGAAGAUACAAGUCUUUUUUUUAAAGUUUACUGAUGCUUAGAUCUGUGGGCUCCUAGUCCUCUGAAAGUGGUCGUUUUCCUAUGCACAGCGAGCUCAGAAACACACACCCCCAUUUUCAAACAUCCAGAAUGUCCCAAUAUUACCAUGACGUUCUUUUUUUUCUAAUCCAGUCCAGGUUGGAAAGAAGUCUCCUUAGUGUCAGAUUAAGCCCCUUCUCUUAACGAUAUGGACAGAUGAGUGUGCCUAAGGCCAUGAGGGGUUUCCUAACGCAGAAGGAAUCUGUUGUUACUUUUUGGAUUGUACUCUUCUAUGGUGGACCAAAUUCAUAUGCAGAUCAAAGUGAGUCCUGUUCUUUACAGAUGGUAUUUUGAUAGAUACUGGAGUCUGUGUUAUAUCUGUGCCCCUUCUUUUAAGAACAACGUUGCAAUGUUCCUUUGGAUAAAUUGUGAUUUGACAGCUGAUUAAAUAAAAAUAUUUACUUCACUUAUA
Arvicanthis niloticus (Nile rat) is the source of this 6401-nucleotide messenger RNA. The record is from RefSeq and is a predicted model, not a curated record. Lineage: Eukaryota; Metazoa; Chordata; Mammalia; Rodentia; Muridae.